Molecule: messenger RNA, 1290 nt
Organism: Capronia epimyces CBS 606.96
Lineage: Eukaryota; Fungi; Ascomycota; Eurotiomycetes; Chaetothyriales; Herpotrichiellaceae
Exons: 1
Coding region: 1-1290 (429 amino acids)
Source: RefSeq, a predicted model, not a curated record
AUGAUCCACGCCCGGCGUGCUGUCGUCUGCCUUGCACUGGGGACCCUCGUUGGUCUCCUGGUCUACUAUCGCUCGGCCAGUGCUUCCAUUACUGUCGAGUCCUUACGCAGCACCGUCCCUCAGGUCGUUGGGCUUGGUGACUAUUUCAAUGCAGGGGAGAAUGAUGCCCACCCAGGGAAUGGGGCAACCUCGCAGCCAGUGUAUCCCUAUGCCUCGAGACCUCCGGCGGAUGCAAGACCGUCCGAGUCCGUAGGCUCGGUGAUUCCGACCAGCGAACCCCCCGGGGCGAACUACACCCGCAGCCUUGUCAUGGCCCGGACCAAGAAGGAGAAUGUUGACUGGCUGGAGGAAGUCGACCUGGGUCCGGAGAUCACUCAGCUGGUCUAUGUCGCCGAUGAUCCAACUGCUCCCUUGCACACGCCCAAGAACAAAGGCCACGAAGUCAUGGUUUAUUUGACGUACAUUAUCGACCACUAUGACGAUCUACCCGAUGUCAGUAUCUUCAUGCACGCACAUCGCUAUACCUGGCACAACGACGAUCUGUUGAAUUUCGACGCCGCUGAAAUGAUCAAACGCCUGAGCAGUGAGCGAGUCCAGAGACAGGGCUACAUGAAUCUGCGAUGCCACUGGAUGCCUGGAUGCCCCGAAUGGAUCCAUCCUGGGCAGAUUGAAGAAGAUCGCGAAAAACUCGAGCAAUCCCUGAUGGCGGACGCCUGGGCUGAGCUGUUCCCCCUCAAACCCAUCCCGACUGUCCUCGCUCAGCCGUGCUGUUCCCAGUUUGCCCUGAGUCGAUCAAGAAUCCGAGAGCUGCCACGCGAGAGGUACUUGCAUCUUCGAGAUUGGUUGUUGAGAUCUCAGAUUAGGGAUACAAUGAGUGGUAGAAUCUUCGAGUAUCUCUGGCAAGUCAUUUUCACCGGAGAGAGCUCCUUCUGCCCCAACCAGCGCACAUGCUACUGCGAUGGGUUUGGCGUGUGUUUUGAAUCCGACGAAACCUUCGACAAAUGGUUUGAAAUCAGGUACAACAUGAGAAACGCCGAGAAAGAGCUUCGCGAAUGGGAGGACAAGGCCAAGGAGAUUGAGAAGUAUCGGAAAGAUGGCAAAUUACAGGGGAUCGAAGCAGGAGACCUCCAAGUCCCAGAGUUCGGGAAGAAAGAGGAACUGGCCACCCUUAUUCGAGACCUGGGGGCAGACCUGGAGUACAGAAGACUAGAAGCCAUCCAGCGAGGAAUCGAUGCCAAAAUACGAGCUGAAAGUGAUGGACGGGCUUGGAAAGAGGGCGACGGCUUUUGA